Messenger RNA from Lithohypha guttulata, 531 nucleotides. RefSeq lists its product as uncharacterized. The transcript has 2 exons. Bases 1 to 531 code for a protein of 176 amino acids. The record is from RefSeq and is a predicted model, not a curated record. NCBI's taxonomy places the organism in Eukaryota, Fungi, Ascomycota, Eurotiomycetes, Chaetothyriales, Trichomeriaceae.
AUGGCACGAUUCUCCGACCUUCCACCUGAGGUUACCUCGAGCAUCUUUUACCGCUUCAGAGACAUUGUCGUCGAAGACAAUAUGGGCAAGAACUCCAAUCUGGCACUUUCCGAAAGACGAAAAAUCAAUGCGGUCAGGGUCCAGUUGAACGUAUUGUUGCAGGUCGGACAGACUUGGCGCGAUGUUCUUCAUAACAUGAAUUUCGAGGCUCGUUGCGUGUCGAUGGCUCGACUCAAUAGCUCCCUUCAGAUCUGGUUCAUGAACGGUCCGAAGAGGUCUCGCAAAAUUUCGACGGUCGUGUGGAUCGUCAGAUAUGACAAAAAGAUUAAGAAGAUGCAGAUGACAAGACUCCCCGACGGUGUAAAGUGGCAAGCAUAUGCGCCGAAUAUGCGCAUAGCUAUCAUUGGCAAUGUGAUGCAUUUCGGCCUGCUCGCUGGUAUAACAUUACAAGACAAGCUCUGGCCACCUACCCUCAUCGAGAUUGUCCAGUUGUACCUCCCGAAUCCUCCAUACGACAGAUUGAUCUUUUGA